Molecule: messenger RNA, 2271 nt
Organism: Alosa alosa (allis shad)
Lineage: Eukaryota; Metazoa; Chordata; Actinopteri; Clupeiformes; Clupeidae
Product: growth hormone-regulated TBC protein 1-A-like
Exons: 9
Coding region: 699-1850 (383 amino acids)
Source: RefSeq, a predicted model, not a curated record
GACACCAACAGGGCAUAGGCCUAAAUUUAAUGUAAUUCUACAGAAAACAUGCACUGCACUCUAUUUGAAUAUAAAUAUGAAUACCUGACAACCCAUUCGUGCUCCAAACGGGAAUUAAUGAUUUCCCCUUAGCUCUGUUUGGGGAUUAGCAUUCAGGGAGGGAGGGUGAGUGCACGUUAAAAGGGCAACGUGACUCCUUGAGCCUUCCAACCAGUGUUUAAUCAAGCAUGCAUGUUGGGCACAAAGUCGUGGCGGAUUGCUAGUCAAGUGGAUCAGUCGGAUUUCUCGUCUUUCUUGUUGUUUUACUUUACUUUUAUAUACACUCAAGUGUUUUUUUUUUUAGUUUUAAAGAGCAUUUUGUGUCGUCUGUUUGAUCAAGGCAAGGCAGAUAAUAGGCUGAUUGGGAAAAGCUUCUUUGGUUUACCUUAGCCGUCCCUCCGGUAUUAUUGGCCUCGCAAGACUAUUAUUACGCACCUGUGAUGUGGGUUGUCCAUCGGAACAGACAUUGGAUACGGGACAUUUGACACCCUGUAGCUGAUCGUAAUGAACUUUCAAGCAUUUACAGAGACACAGGCACUGAUCGUACUUAUUUGAAGACUACUAUACGGGCGGAAAAACUGACCUGUCGAUCGAUUCCGAUGUUUUUUUGAAUGAGGACAUAGACAUUUUCUUUAACUAGUCCCAAAUGGACAGUCUGAAUGGAUAUCAUGUUUCGGACGAUUUUCUCAACAGCAACUCCAACAGCAGCAGCAGCAGCAGCAAAGACACAUCACAAAGGUCUGCCUGUAUUUCAAACAGCGAAGACCAUUCGACGUCCUACAAAAUCCCCACCGAGAAAUCACCUGUUUGUCAGGGUUGAUCCCUAUGGGUUUGAGAGGCCUGAGAGCUUCAACUAUGAGUCCCACGAAGAGAUGAUGUCUGAGUAUCUGGCUGUGCUUCAAAGAAGAUCUGUGAAGUGGUCCAAACUUUUGCAGGGAAAUGUGAAAGUGGAGAAGAAUUUAAAAGUGAAGCGCUAUGUGCGGAAAGGAGUACCUAAGGAGCACCGCGCUCAGAUCUGGAUGGCAGCUAGUGGUGCUCAGGAGCAGUUGGAGAAGCACCCAGGGUACUACCACUCUCUCCUGGAGCAGAAGCACGAUGCUAAGCUGGAGGAGACCAUUCGCUUAGAUAUGCACAGGACCUUCCCGGACAAUGUCCUUUUCAGAAGUUCCUCUGAUUCUGGCCUACAGACGUCCCUGUACAAUGUGCUCCUAGCUUAUGGACACCACAACAAAGACGUGGGAUACUGCCAGGGCAUGAAUUUUAUUGCAGGCUAUCUGAUCAUCAUUACAAAAGAUGAGGAGAAGUCCUUUUGGCUGAUGGACGCCUUACUGGGCAGGAUAUUACCAGACUACUACACGGUGGCCAUGUUGGGUCUGAAGACGGACCAGGAGGUGCUGGGUGAGCUGGUGAAGGUGAAGGUGCCGGCUGUGUGGCACCUGAUGCAGCAGCACAACGUCAUGUGGACCCUGGUGGUGUCCCGCUGGUUUAUCUGCCUCUUCAUCGACAUCCUACCAGUGGAGACAGUGUUGAGGAUCUGGGACUGUUUGUUCUACGAGGGUUCUAAGAUCCUAUUCCGCGUGGCCCUCACGCUGAUCCGACACCACCAGACACUCCUGCUGCAGGCACAGAACCUUCCAGAUGUCUGUGAGCGCUUCAAACAGAUCACCCAUGGGGAGUUCGUAGAGGACUGCCACUCUUUCACGCAGAAAAUCUUUUUGGAGCCGGGAAGUUUGUCCAUGGCGACUAUAAGGAAACUCCGUCAGACAUGCCGAGAUCGCAUAGUGGCUGAGGAGGCCGCCCUGCGGCCGUGAGAUCAGGUCCUCCUCUACGCCUGCACACACAUUCCUCACGUGUCCUGGUAAUGACCCAGAGACAGGGCCUCCCAAUGACCAUUCUCUGCACUGCCUUCUGGUGUCUGUGUACUGGUCUGGAAAUGGCAUAUAAAUUCUAAUGCAAUAGAAAAGAUGUCAUUCCGCAUUAAAGUAAUUUUUGUGAAAGAAUGAAAUUAACUCAGGCGUCCCCAAUUUGUUUAAUCAGUUUUAUUUCCAAACUGUUAAACAGCUUACAGAAAAAAGAUGAUUGUGUUGUGAAGACCAUUUAUGCUGUAAUGUCUCAUUUCUACCAAUGUUCUAUAUGAAGGUUAAGUGCUUUUGUACUGUUUUGACUUGCUGUAUGUAUGUAUAUACGAAUGUAGUGAGUAUGACUGCCAGAAAUGAAAAACACUUUUGACCA